AUGUGUCAUGAAGGUUUUCUACACUUUCUAUCCUCUCCAGAUUCCCUAAAAUCCAUAUGCCACGUCAUCACCUAUAUCGAAGUCCCAUUUCACAUUUUUGGUGUCUACUGUAUUGUGGCAAAAACUCCGGGAAGAAUGAAAAAUGUGAAAUGGAACUUGUUGAUUAUGCAUUUUUCAAUUAUUUGUCUCAAUUUGAUAAUGAGCUUUUUGUUGAUCCCAUUUAUGAUGGUCCCCGCUUUGGCUGGUGUUCCAUUGGGAUUUUUAGAGGAAUUGGGAGUGCCCCAGAAAUUUCAAAUGUAUUUGGCGGUUACCGGACCAGCAGGCACCGAAUCAGCUACAGUCUAUUUGUUUGAAAGUCGCGCCAGCAUCAACAUAGAUAACACAUUCAGGUUCACAAGGGCUCGUAGUCGACUGAUUUAUUAUACUGGGACGUUGGCAUUGAAUUGUAUGAUCUAUACAUUGUUCAUAUUCAAAGUACCCGAAGAUCAGGAAGCGGCUAAAUUAGAUAUCUUGAAGUUCAUUCCAUGUCCAACAAGAGAGUUUAUUACGGAACCAGCGUUUGUGCCUGCCGAUCAAGAGUGGUCCAAUUUUAUGCUAAUGUGUUUGAUACCUAUUUUCUUAGCGAUUGGGGCAUCUCAAUUUCUAUUUUUCUUUUCUCUCUCCGUAUAUUAUCUGUUCGUUUGCAAGUUAUCCUUCUCGAUAUCUCAUCAGACCCGAAAAAUGCAACUAUGUUUUUUUCUGGGAAUUCUGGCUCUAGUUCUUAUUCCAUUUGUCAUUCAGGCAUUUCCUUAUGUUGUAAUCACUGUUAUGAUGAAAAAUGACAAGCUGACGCAGGCUAUGACGAAUAUAUAUUUCAUAGUUUUCGGAAUGCAUGGAUGUGUCGGGAGUGUUGUGAUUCUAUUUGUGCAUAAAGGAUAUCGAAAUACUAUUUUCCGGUUUUUU
This is a messenger RNA of Caenorhabditis briggsae, 942 nucleotides long. The record is from RefSeq and is a predicted model, not a curated record. NCBI's taxonomy places the organism in Eukaryota, Metazoa, Nematoda, Chromadorea, Rhabditida, Rhabditidae. The transcript is spliced from 2 exons. The annotation marks the transcript as partial.